CUCGGGCGGGGGGAGGGUUCAAGCUGAAUCCAUAACCUACAAAUUUUUAAAGGAACAAUUAGGCCGAGCGCUUUGUAGGUGAGUUUUAAGAAGCUCCUGGGACAAUAACACUUGAAUAAUUGAUUACAACCACCGAAAAGAAAUGACGUGGAAUUCACGGAAGAAAAAUUUCCUAACACUCAGGCCAACUCCAGCUCCUCCAAUUAUACCACCUAAUGAAGAUCGAGAUCUCGAUAUUGCGGUGCAACGAUUAAUUCAUGUGGAAGGAACAAUUAAAAAACUAACGAGAGAAGCAAAGCGGUACCUUGAGACUAUAAUAAACUUAGACCGUGCGGACCAACGAUUAUCCUCAAAUUUGAGUACAAAUGGUCUAGCUCACCUCUCCGAUGAUUAUCGAAGAAUAGUCGAGGAUUAUCAUUCGGUGACGACUCAAGUAGGGAGAACUGUUCAAGAACUGUCCCUGCUCACUGACAAAACAUUCGUAGAACCCCUAAAGAAACUCAGAGAUGAGUUCGCCCUAGUGGCAGAUGCCCUGGCCAAACGAGAGGAACUAGUUGUUACAUGGAAGGCUUGCUACAACAGACUAAAGAAACUCCAGGAGAAAAAGGACAGAACUGCUAGUCAUAUCGCCAAAGUAGAGCGAGAGAAGCGGAGUGAGGAAGCUGCCGCCAAAGAGCUGAAGCUCAUUCACUCUCGCUUGCUCAUUGAGCUCCCUUGGUUCCUCGAGAAACGUCUGGAGUACAUAAAACCCAGUGUCCACGCACUCAUAUUGAAUCAGUUGGAUUAUUACGGGAAUACUACCAAGUUGUUCACUCAGCUUAUGCCAGUUUACAGUCCGUCCCAUUCACCCUCGUCUGCUGUCAUAUCGGAGGAGGAAUACCAGGGGAAGAUUAAUGAGGAGAUUACUAGAAUCAGGGGUUUAACUAUUGUGAAACCAUAGAGGAUUCUACUAUUACUUUUUGAUAGUGUAGUGUUUAUUAUUGCGUCUGUUAAACCAUUUAAAUAGAAAAAGAUAUUUGUUAAUGAACAUGAAUGCUACUAUGUAGUAAGAUAGACUAGUCAAUUCUUGCAUCAUUGUUUUUUUACUUGUCGAUCCUGGUCAUUUAUUUUUUUCU
Molecule: messenger RNA, 1115 nt
Organism: Diachasmimorpha longicaudata
Lineage: Eukaryota; Metazoa; Arthropoda; Insecta; Hymenoptera; Braconidae
Exons: 3
Coding region: 143-940 (265 amino acids)
Biological process (GO): actin cortical patch localization; plasma membrane tubulation; endocytosis
Cellular component (GO): actin cortical patch; cytoplasm
Molecular function (GO): lipid binding; protein binding
Source: RefSeq, a predicted model, not a curated record